Molecule: messenger RNA, 1068 nt
Organism: Vicia faba (fava bean)
Lineage: Eukaryota; Viridiplantae; Streptophyta; Magnoliopsida; Fabales; Fabaceae
Source: the annotation of a GenBank genome assembly
AUGGUAGAGAUUGAUCCAGAUUUCAUUCAACCACCAGAGCGCAGACCAAAGCCAAAUGUCAUAGAAGCUGAAAACAUUCCAGUUAUAGACCUAUCACCUAUACUAGACAAUUCCAACAAUAAUAUUGAGAAAAACCCUUUAGUUUAUGAUGAGCUUGUGAGGAAAAUAGGAAGUGCAUGCAAGGAGUGGGGUUUUUUCCAAGUGAUAAACCAUGGAGUUCCUAUUGAAAGUAGAGAGAGAACUGAAUUUGUUGGGAAGAAAUUCUUUGGUCAAAAAAUGGAGGAGAAGAAGAAAGUUAGAAGAGAUAUGGUGAAUGUUAUGGGAUAUUAUGAAUCUGAGGUUACUAAGAUGGUUAGAGAUUGGAAGGAAGUGUUUGAUUUUACUUUUGAGGAACCUACUUUGAUUCCAGCUUCAAUUGAUCCUGAUGAUAAAGAGGUUGCUCAUUGGUAUAAUCAAUGGCCAGAGUUUCCACCAGAGAUGAGAGAUAUAAUUCGAGAAUAUGCUCAACACAUGAAGAAACUAUCAAUCAAGAUAAUGGAACUUAUCGCUGUGAGUUUAGGAUUACCCUCAGAAAGAUUUAACGAUUUCUUCAAAGAUGAAACAAGUUGGAUAAGACUCAACCAUUAUCCACCUUGUCCUAAUCCUAACAUUGUUUUAGGAUGUGGUCGCCACAAAGAUACCGGUGCUUUAACUGUUCUUGCUCAAGAUGAAGUUAGUGGACUUGAAGUCAGGAUAAAAUCUGAUGGUGAAUGGCUUCUCGUUAAGCCUUUGCCUAAUGCUUAUAUUAUCAAUGUUGGAGACUUAACUCAGGUUUGGAGCAAUGAUGCAUACGAGAGUAUUGAACACAGGGUGAUUCUGAACACUGAGAAAGCGAGGCUUUCGUAUCCAUUCUUUUUGUUUCCAGCACACUACACCAUAGUGGAGCCUUUGAAAGAGCUCAUAAAUGAUGAAAACCCUCCAAAAUAUAAACCUUAUAAUUGGGGCAAGUUUUUAGUUGCUAGAAAGCGUGGCAAUUUCAUGAAACUUGAUGUUGAGAACAUCCAUACUGGUCAUUUCAAGAUUACUUAG